UCCACCUCGGCUCCCGGCUCCGCAGCCACCUGUGCGCGCCCCGGGCGGGGCGGGGGCGGGCGGCGGGGCCGGGCCGAGCACCGGGUCCCUCCUCCGCCGGUGCCCGCGGGCCGGACGGGGAGAGGCUCCGGCAGCGCGGCACGGCCGCGCUCUGACCCGCGCUCCGAGCCGGCACCGGGAGGAGCCGUGCCCGGCUCUGCCGUGCCCUGCCCGGCACCGGGAGCGGCCGCGCCGGCAGGUGCCGGGCCGGGGGCAGCGCGUCCCGGCGAGGGCAGCGAGCAGGAUCAUGGACAAGCUCAACAGGCUGACAGUGCCGGCCGGGGAGAAGUUCAGGAAGCUUCAAAAGAUGGUGCAUGACAUCAAGAAAAAUGAAAGUGGGAUAAUAAACAAGUUCAAAAAGUUCCAAAAUGAACAAGUGGCCUUAAUUUGCAAAACUGGGAAAGAUACUUGGGAUCGCCUUAAAAAAAAGCCACCACCAAGUCUACCACAAAGGGAUUAUGCUACAGAACAUGCAGACAAUGAAGAGGAACAAUGGUCAGAUGAUUUUGACAGUGAUUAUGAAAAUCCAGAUGACCAUUCUGACUCUGAGAUGUAUGUGGUCCCCAGUGAAGAGAAUCCUGAUGACAGCUAUGAGCCACCUCCAAGUGAGAAGGAGAAAAAGAAGAUUCCCUCUGCUUUUCCUAUUUCUAGGGGUGAAUAUGCAGACAAUCGCACCAGUCACCAGCAGCUUCCUCCCAUCAACAAACCUCUUCCAAGUACACCCAGUCCAGCCAUGUCCAGACCAAAGAAACCAUGUGUGCCAUCCCUGCCACUGCCGUCUCCUGCUGCAAAACCAAAAGUACCACCAAAGCCUAAGGAGUGUAGUGAUGAUGAGGAUAAUUACAUUGUGCCAGUGGACAAUGAUGACGAUAACUACAUUGAACCCACAGAAAGCAGCAUGUCACUACCUACAAAAUCUCCUGGGAACAGAUUUAUGAAGACAACAAAGCCAGGCCCCCCUACUUCUCCAAAGCCUUCUCUUACUUCUGAUAUGCAAGAAGUCUACGAGGUUCCUGAAGAAGAGGAAAAACCAUCACCACCACCACCGGUAGCCAGGUUCACUAAGCCACUUCUGUCUAUGCCUGCUAAGAAUACAGAGCACUCCCACAUGCACAGUAUGACCAGAGAGCCACCUAAACAGGAGACUUGCAGAAAUAUUUUGCCUCUUCCCAGAAGUCGUCUUCAUCCAAAUCCAAACCACGAAGCAAACAAUAAUGAUGAGAGUCAGAGAUUCAAUAACACACAAGAAUCCAGAUUUCUGCCUGGAGCAACUCCAUCUCCAUUACCAAGGGGCCUCAAGAAAACUUCUAAUGUGGUAAAUUCACCAAAACCAUGUUUACCUUCCAGAGAGAUCUUAACUGCAAAUGAAGAAAAACCUACAGCAGCAGAACGACGACGAAGUUCCAGCCAAGAGCUUCCACUUCCACCCCUUCCAAGUGGUGCACAGAAGCCUCUGCUCCAAAAGUUCUCAAUUCUGCCAAAAGUGCCAGAAGCUGCAAACCGUUCUCUGGGCCCUUCCCCUCAAAGCAGCACUUCAUCUAUCGCAAGUUCUGCAGACCAGGAUGCUGGUGUUCACAGUAAAGCAUGGUAUGCUGCUACCUGUGAUAGGAAAAUGGCAGAAGAUGCAUUGUACCGAUCAAACAAGGAUGGAUCUUUUCUAAUAAGAAAGAGUUCUGGACAGGACUCACAGCAACCAUACACACUGGUUGUGUUUUACAACAGAAGAGUGUACAACAUUCCUAUACGAUUUAUUGAAUCAACAAGACAAUACGCACUGGGCAGAGAAAAAAGUGGUGAAGAGCGCUUUGACAGUGUUGCUGAAAUAGUAGAGAAUCAUCAGCGCACCUCCCUGGUUCUAAUUGACAGCCAAAACAACACAAAAGACUCAACAAAACUGAAACACGUUGUAAGAGUUUCUUAAUCAAACUGAACUGCUAAAAUGAAGUCUUCUUUAAUCAUUUCUUUCAACAUCUGAAGACAUGGACAAGGUAUUAAAAGAAGAAAAUCCAAAAUAAUGGAAAACUUUAAGAGCACCUACUGAGUAGUAAGAGAUGCAGUUCAUAGAGUUCAACCCCACAUCACUUUUAUCAGAAAAGUGUUCACUUUUAACACAAGAAGACAAAGCAGAUGUACUCUCAUCUGUGAUUUCCAUCUGGGACAACACUGGUAUCCAAAGUCAGGCGAAGAACAACUGCAUAUCACAGCCUGGUCCUUUGACUGCUAUUUAAAGACAAAUAUCCUGUAGGACAUUUUCAUUUUGAAAACAAGAAUACUCACUGCUUUUUCAAUUUGUUUACCACAGAUCACUGCUUUCAGCAAUUUCUUUGUAAAGUGCACAGCCCCAGAAAUUAGACCAAAUCGACCCAAUGUACCACCGUGCACAAGUUGAAAAUAGGACUGUAUUUUAUGUGAUCAGUGGCAGCAGAGGUGCCUGAAUGUUACAGAUUAAUGGACAUGUGUUGUCCUUUCCCUCAGCUUUACCCUGUUUCAUUGAUAUUUUUGUUUAUAUUUUCAAAUGUGCAAAUAAAAUAAAAAAUAUUGUAAAGUCA
Molecule: messenger RNA, 2588 nt
Organism: Pseudopipra pipra
Lineage: Eukaryota; Metazoa; Chordata; Aves; Passeriformes; Pipridae
Gene: BLNK
Product: B cell linker
Exons: 23
Coding region: 287-1960 (557 amino acids)
Biological process (GO): cell surface receptor protein tyrosine kinase signaling pathway; intracellular signal transduction
Cellular component (GO): cytoplasm
Source: RefSeq, a predicted model, not a curated record